AUGAACCUCCCCAUCAUCGACUUGGACCUCUUCCUGUCGCAGCCCGCGACGUCCGACGCCGUGCGCGCCGAGUGCAAGCGUGCGGCCGAGGCCCUCAUCACCUACGGCGCCUGCAUCCUCCACGACUCACGCGUGCACGCCUCGCACAAUGACACCUUUCUCGAUCUUCUGGAGGACUACUUUGCCCAGCCCGAGGAGGCCCUGCGCAAGGACGAGAGGCCCGAGCUCAGCUACCAGAUUGGCGUCACCCUCGACAACACGGAGAAGCCAAAGUGCGCCGUCGACGAGCCGUGUCUGGACGUCAUCAAACGACUCGCGCCUGACCAGCGACCACUGGAUAUCUCGGGCCACUCGCCUGAUCCCAAGUGUCGCUUCUUCUGGCGGAUGGGCGAUGCGCCACCGUACGAGUCCAAGUUCCCGGGGUUAAACGCGCCCAAUGUCACGCCUGAGGCUGCGCACAUUAAGGAUCGCUGGGCACCGACGAUGGAUCAAUGGGGCAGCGCCAUGAAGGACGCCGUGUCCAAGCUCGCGGAAAUGACAGCGUUGGGUCUGGGCCUCGAGCAAGACGCAUUCUCGUCGGCCGGUGCCUACGGCCCCCACUUGCUCGCGCCCACCUCGUCCGACCUCACCAAGUACGGCGCCAAGGACACCAUCCUGGCCGGCUUCCACACGGACCUCAACUUCCUCACCAUCCACGGUCGCUCGCGCUACCCGGGCCUGAACAUCUGGGCGCGCAACACGGGCGCGCGCAUCCCCGUCAAGAUCCCGCCGGGCAACCACCUCCUCGUGCAGGCGGGCAAGCAGAUUGAGUACAUCACCGGUGGUCUGAUCAAGGCGGGCUACCACGAGGUGGUGGUGAACGACGCGACGCUGCAGGUCAUGGAGAGGAGGAAGCGUGAGCUCCCCGACAGGCCGCUUGUGCGCAUCUCGAGCACGCUGUUCUGGCAUCUCAACUCGGAUCACGACCUGGCGCCUAUCCCCGAGCUGCAGCAGAAGGCCAGGGAGGUGAGGGCGGAUCAGUUCAACCUCGGCAGAGAUGAGGGCGAGGAGAUGGAGUACCCGCCCACAAAGGUCGGGGCGCAAGUACAAGACGAGCUGAAGCACAUUGCGCUCAUGACUUGA
This is a messenger RNA of Emericellopsis atlantica, 1122 nucleotides long. RefSeq lists its product as uncharacterized. The coding region runs from base 1 to 1122 and encodes 373 amino acids. NCBI's taxonomy places the organism in Eukaryota, Fungi, Ascomycota, Sordariomycetes, Hypocreales, Bionectriaceae. The record is from RefSeq and is a predicted model, not a curated record. The transcript is spliced from 4 exons.